Cyphellophora europaea CBS 101466 is the source of this 1614-nucleotide messenger RNA. RefSeq lists its product as uncharacterized. The record is from RefSeq and is a predicted model, not a curated record. The coding region runs from base 1 to 1614 and encodes 537 amino acids. Gene Ontology annotation, molecular function: myo-inositol:proton symporter activity. NCBI's taxonomy places the organism in Eukaryota, Fungi, Ascomycota, Eurotiomycetes, Chaetothyriales, Cyphellophoraceae. Gene Ontology annotation, cellular component: membrane. The transcript has a single exon. Gene Ontology annotation, biological process: transmembrane transport.
AUGGCUCACAACGACUCGGGGAUCAGCGAGCCGCUGAUCUCCAACGACACACAAGAAGCAGAUGCGCGGGAGGAGACCUUUGUAGGGUCAGCAAACCCUUUCGUGUGGGCUCUCACUAUCUCGGCGUGUGUGAGCGGUCUUCUCUUCGGCUACGACACCGGCGUCAUCUCCUCCACCCUCGUCUCGAUCGGAACCGACCUGUCCCACCGCGACCUCACGAACCUCGACAAAGGCCUCAUCACGUCUUGUACGAGUGCCUUUGCGCUAGUUGCGAGUCCGAUCGCUGGAGUUUUGGCAGACAGAAUAGGUCGCAAGAACAUCAUAAUCAUUGCCGACUUCCUCUUUGUGGCCGGCGCGCUAUGGCAGGCCUACACAAGCACUGUCGCUGGGAUGAUAUUCGGCAGAAGCGUUGUUGGCCUUGCCAUUGGCGCCGCGAGUUUGAUUACACCACUCUACAUUUCUGAGCUCGCUCCGAGCCAUCUACGAGGUCGACUCGUCACAGUGUCCUUACUCUUCAUUACGGGCGGGCAGUGCUUAAGCUACACCAUUGGCUGGCUCUUUUCUACCAUGCCAGGUGGUUGGAAGUGGAUGGUUGGCCUGGGUGCGUUGCCCGCCAUCCUUCAAGUUCUACUCCUGAUCUUCAUGCCUGAGACACCUCGAUAUCUCUGCAAAGCUCAAAGGCAAAGCGAAGCAAAAGCGAUCCUCAUCAAGGUGUACGACCGCAUCAGUGUCAAACCAGAUCAGACCGCCGCGAAUAUCGUUCGCGCUAUCAAUCAGGAGAUCAAUGAAGAGUCAGAGUCACGGCUCACUCUCGGAAAAGAUCACCCUGGGUCGUCUCGAGUUAUUCUACCAGCCACUCUGUCAUCCCUACUACUGUACGCGCCGCACCGUCGUGCCUUGAUCAUUACGUGCAUGCUCCAGGGGCUUCAGCAACUAUGUGGUUUUAACUCGCUCAUGUACUUCUCAGCAACCAUAUUUGAGCUCUUACACUUCUCUUCACCGACUCUCACCUCCCUUUCCGUCGCUGGCACGAACUUCCUUUUUACGAUCGCGGCCUUUUACCUAAUCGACCGCAUUGGCCGCCGGCGAAUCUUACUCCUUACGAUACCCAUCAUGGCGUUGGCUCUGCUGCUUUGUGCUGGGAGCUUUACACUUAUAGAAGCACCUCAAUCACCAACCUCACCAUCACAAGCUCCUUCUAACCCCGCGAAUCCUCCGGUGCCGAAGUCCAGCGGCCCGGCGCUCGCAGUCCUCAGUUCCCUCCUUCUCUACGUCUCUGCGUACGCCACAGGCCUCGGACCAGUUCCAUGGCAACAAUCAGAGUUGUUCCCUCUUUCCGUCCGCUCGUUGGGCUCAUCCUUAGCAACGGCCACCAAUUGGGGUUCCAACACCAUAGUCGGCCUAACAUUUCUACCCAUGAUGCAGUUUCUCACGCCUGGAUGGACGUUCGUGUGCUAUGCGGUUGUCUGCAUUGCCGGCUGGGUCAUUGUGAAGAUGAUCUAUCCAGAGACUAUGGGUCUGGGCCUCGAAGAAGUCGGUGAACUGCUCAGCGAGGGGUGGGGAGUUGACAAGAGCACUGUCCCUGGUAGGAGGAAGCAGUCAGUAACUUCUUGA